CGGAAAUACUCUCGACUCUAUUUUGGAGUCGUCAUUUCUGAACCAGUUUUGUAGACGUUUGAUUCAUUACAUUAAGACGCAGUUUAUUACUUUUAUUUUCGGUUAUGUUGUAACCUGUUUGUUUAUAUCCACUUUUACACACGAGCGUUUCUUUUUCUUUUUUUUUUAGAGGGUGACCAUAUAAUAUUCCAGUAUUUGAACGAAGCUGUCACGCCCAGGAGAGAACCGUUCAGAAUGUCCGAUUCGUUCGCCAUUCUUACACUCCGGAAAGCUCGUUAGCGAGGUAUUAAUCAAUGAUAUAUAAAAACAAAUUGUAGACAAACGUGUCUGAUGAAUUAACUUCUUGACCAAAGACGACAGAUCAGUGGAGCAACACCCAAAUUGACAGAUUUGAAAUGGAAGGAGAUGUGUGUAGCUUCCCCCCAAACUCUUCAGAUGACCACUCACAAAGAGGAAGUGUUGCUUCUUCUGCUACACUGUCCCACUCUCAAGAUGUGCUCAUAUACUUGUUCGGUGACAGCGCCGUGCAUUUAUCAAUAGAAGGGCUUGGCAGUGCCACUGUGCAGGAGUUGGGCCGAACUGUUCGAGAGGCUCUUCACGUUCCUGAGUCUGCGCAGGAUGCCUUUGCCUUCUGGCUGUCUUCUCCGCUACUUGAGCUGCAGUUAAAAGCAAGGCACCAACCUUACAAGGUGUGUCGCCAAUGGCAAGACUUGCUGUAUCGCUUUACGGAAGCCUCGGAGGAAGACAUUUCACAAGAUGAGCCUUGCCUCCAAUACCGUCGGAACGUGUUUUAUCCCAAAUCUAAAGAGCUGCAGAUAGAAGAUGAGGGAGUGCUCCGACUUUUAUAUGAAGAGGCCAAGAGCAAUAUCAUCACUGGACGAUACCCCUGCGAUCCUGAACACUGGGCCUCUCUUGGAGGCUUGUCUCUUGCUCUUAAUGAGGGGACGGGCUUGGACAGGCAAAAAUUGACCACUACUAUACGGGAGAAGAAGCUGUCUUCUUUCCUACCGGCACACGUGGCCACGGGGGGUGGAGGUUUAUUCUCCACAUUGAGAGGCAAGUCGAGCCGUCAGGCAGGUUUGGAGCAGAAUCUCUUGGAGGAGUACAGAAAGAUCAAUAUAUCUGGAGACUCUCAGCAGGACUCCGAGCUUCUCCAGCUGUACCUCAGAACAUGUCACUCUCUUCCUUAUUAUGGGUGUGCAUUUUUUGAUGGGGAGAUUGACAAACCCGCCCAAGGGAUCCUUCAGAGAGUGAAACGCAAAGCUGUCAAUGUUGGUAUCUCGCUGGAGGGAGUUUACGUGAUGGACGUCAAGGAGAAGCACGUGCUUCUCGGCCUGCGGUUCAAUGAACUUUCCUGGGACCACAGCUACCCUGAGGGGGAAGGCGAUUCGCACAUCCUCUGGCUGGAGUUUGACGGCGACGAAGAUGGCACUCCCGUCAACAAAUUGCUGAAGAUUUACUCCAAACAAGCAGAGCUCAUGAGUGGCUUCAUUGAGUUUUGCGUGGAGCUCAGGUCAGUGUCUGAGGGAGGGGCCACAGCAGAAACCGAUGGCGAUGCAAGUCGAUCACAACAAGCCUCUGGAAAAGAUGACAGCAAGCAUGAACGCGGGGGACGGCGCGGAAUGUUGCGCCGGCAAAGUAGCGUCGUAUGCAGCCGGGUCCAUUCGCUUAAUACCAUAAACUACGUCGAUAAUGGAAAAGAAAUCAAAUGCUUAAAGCCAAGAAGAGCUGCAUCGUUUUUCGCACGCCCGACGUCUGGAGCCACAUACUCCUCUGUGCAAGUGACGGAGAGCCUGGAGCAGGGUUAAGUCACCACCUCCAGCUCUGCCGCCCGCCUUUGGGCAAAGACCAAAAUAAAACAUUUAAAGGAGACUGGGGAUUGACACAAAAACUCCUGAACAUAUGUCGGACCAAGUGAGGGAUCUUAUUUUGACCAUAUUUAUCCUCUGACAUUGUGUAUAUUUUGCAGGUAUGUUAAUGUGAACACUAAUUUUGUUAGUUGAUAUGCCUCAAAGGGUCACAAAGUGUAGUUGGCAUCAAAUGCAAAUAGCAUGAGAAAAUGGCUGCUACUGAUAACUGUCGCAAAAACCUUUUGACUGUUCUGCAGUGCUCAUGGGCAAAAUCCCAAAAGCCACUCUUCAGCAUAACAGCUGACUUACCUCUUUUUCCUUUACAAUCCUUGAUAGCCUGAGUGAAUCAUUACCACAUCUUGGCCUAUUAUAUGACUACAAGUCUAUAUAGUAUGCUUUAAGGUGUCAGUCAGUGCCUUGUACGUUUAAAAUGGCACCUUCAGGGUUUUUUUGUGUCUACAGUAGGCUAUUAGUGUUUGCUGACUUCAGCACCAAGGGGUGGAAUAAAAGAAUGGGUGACAUAUCUUAAGAUUCUAAUUAUGCAAUUGGGAAAAGGUAAUUUCACCAAACAUAUCAAAAUAACAGCUGAUCACAUGUACUUUCAUUGCAAAACAAAAUGCUGCAACAACCCGAUGGGAACGUUUCUUCAUAUGUCAAGGGUCACUGACUUUUGAACAUGCUACUAGAAACAGAGCAGAGGUAUCUUGCUAAACAUCUCACAACUUGAACACGUCUCAUGCUUUAAGCCAUUCUAACAUCAAUUUCCUCCCUUAACUCCCCAUGCCAUCAACUCAAUAUUUGUUCACUCAUGUUAUGUAUCCAACUUUUCAGAAUCAAUGAUGUUAUUUGCUAACAUACUAUGCAUGUCACAUUGUAGAGUAGGCAUUCCAAUUCAUGUGAUCAUUUAUUAUAAGGCUGCACUGUCAAUACAUUUGUUGAUUUUUUUUUUUGUACUGUAUAUUAUAUGUAUGUAUUUUUAUGUUCAUGGGUUUAUACAAGAGACUGAGGUCACGUUUCCUCUUCAACACUCACUUUCAAGUGCCUUUUUUUGUUUGUGUUCUGUUUUUGUCCAGGUGACUUUAGUGCGCUGAAGCGGUCAGUGGAAUUUGGCUAUUGUUUGACCAGUGAACUGUGUACUUUCUCAAGUGUUCGCCAUAUUUAGCAAUGCAAAUCAACUUCUUGGUGCUUGUGGAGUUUGAAGUGAAGAUUGUUUGGUUCUGUUGCAAACAUGCUGCUCUGUGUGAUCCAGCUCAAGACAAUAGAAAUGGGCAUGUCCAACAUGAGAAGGGAAGUUUAAACACUUAAGGCCUUUUUCCUUAAUAUCACUUUUUUUAUUUGGUCUGUUAAAUGCAAAAUCUUGCUUCCUUAGAUUGAAGUAUAUCAUUUAUAAGUGUUGAGUUUGUACUAUAUCGCAUAGUGUGUUAGAGAAAACCUAGACUCACUGACCCUGGAUGUAUCACCACUGAAACUGCGUUUAAUACAUAUUAAAUAAUAUUCAAUCGC
Molecule: messenger RNA, 3353 nt
Organism: Syngnathus typhle (broad-nosed pipefish)
Lineage: Eukaryota; Metazoa; Chordata; Actinopteri; Syngnathiformes; Syngnathidae
Gene: frmd8
Product: FERM domain containing 8
Exons: 11
Coding region: 396-1808 (470 amino acids)
Biological process (GO): negative regulation of canonical Wnt signaling pathway
Cellular component (GO): cytoskeleton; plasma membrane
Source: RefSeq, a predicted model, not a curated record